AUGACUACUAUCCUUGAGCAACCGUCCCCCAACAGUGCCUCUACGAAGGCUUCAAUUAGCAAGCAGCGUCAAGGAGAUAAUGAUUAUCCUCCAGCGAAGAGAUCCAAGGGAGGGGAAGAGGACGAGACUGUGAAAAACGGAAACGGACAGUCCGUUGAUUCCUCUAAGCAACAAACGCUGUCUGGACACGAUGUAAGUGGACAAUCCGGAAAAGUCACUGUUAAAUCUACCGAUAACGGAGGCCAAGACGAGAAGAUGGAUACCAGCAAUAAUGCAGGCGGAAAUGGGGGCAACGCAGAUGAACUUCUUGACAAAAACCUCUAUUCUCGCCAAAUCUACACCUUGGGAGAAUCUGCAAUGGUCAAUCUCCGAACAGCCUCAGUGUUGAUCUCGGGUCUUGGAUCUGUCGGAGUGGAGAUUGCCAAGAAUCUCGUUCUCGGUGGAGUUAGACACGUUACUAUCCACGAUACCAAGCUUGCAAAAUGGACUGAUCUUUCGGCACAGUAUUAUCUCCGAGAAGCUGAUGUCGGACACAAUCGAGCAACUGCUUGCUACGAACGACUUGCUGAGCUUAAUGAUAGUGUCAACGUUGAAGUAUCCACCGCCGAUCUCACCGAAGACUUUGUGAAAAAUUUUGAUCUCGUUGUGCUUACGGACGCUACGCGCACUCAACAGCUUCAAGUAUCUAGUUGGACCCGAUCUCAUAACCGCAGAAUUCUCAUUGCUGAUGCUCGUGGUGUUUUCUCCUACAUUUUCAACGAUUUUGGAGAUAACUUCCGAAUUGAUGAUACAACUGGAGAACAAGUUCGCGAGUUCUUUAUUGAGCACAUUGAUCGAACAACGGGUGAAGUUACCACACUGGAAAACUUGUUCCACGGGUUGGAAGACGGAGAUCAUGUUACUUUCUCCGAAGUGAAAGGUCUCGACGGAAUCAAUGGAUGUGAACCAAUCAAAAUCACAGUCAAAAAUGCUUCAAAAUUCAAUAUCGGAGAGUUCGCUGCUUCUUUCCCCGAUUACAUUGAAGGGGGAAGAUGCCGUCAAGUGAAAGUUCCGAUUUCUGUAACGCAUACUCCAUUCAAGAAAUCUUUGGAAGAACCGGAAUUCGGAAUAUGGGAUUAUGCUAAGUUCGAAUAUCCAGCACAUCUUCAUGCUCUCUGGACUGCUCUCUACGCAUUCGAGGAAAAGAAUGGCCGGUCUCCAGCUCCUCGUUCGACGGAAGAUGUUGCAUUGUUGAAGUCGUUCAUCCCAGCCGGAACUGAAGAAAUUCCAGAGAAAUUGAUCGAGCUGUUCUCCUAUUCUGCUGCUGGAAAUCUCGUCACCGUUUCUUCUGUUGUUGGAGGAAUAGCCGCACAAGAAGCAAUGAAGGGAGUCACUCACCACAUGACUCCUCUAAAGCAAUGGCUGCACUUGGAUCAUGUCGAAGCUCUGCCAGGAGAUUGGACUUCCUUCGACAACACAAAGCUGUCGGAGACUGACUGUCAACCACGGCAGUCACGUUACGAUGGUCAAGCUGCAGUUUUCGGUUGGCCUUAUCAAGAGUGCCUCUUCCAUCAAAGAUGGUUUGUCGUUGGAGCAGGAGCUAUUGGAUGCGAGUUGCUGAAGAACUUGGCAAUGAUGGGAGUUGCUUGUGGAGAAGGCGGUCUCAUAAAAAUCACGGAUAUGGAUCAAAUUGAGAUCUCCAAUCUCAACAGACAGUUCCUUUUCAGACGCAAAGAUGUUGGGGGCAAAAAAUCUGAAUGCGCCGCUCGUGCUGUCACUUCAUUCAACUCCGAUGUUCGCAUUGAGGCCCUUGCUGAACGUGUGGGCGUCGACACUGAACACAUUUUCAACGAUGACUUCUUUGGAGAGUUGAACGGAGUUGCUAAUGCCCUCGAUAAUGUCGAUGCUAGAAGAUACAUGGACCGUCGUUGCGUGUACUAUCGUCUUCCACUCCUCGAGUCGGGAACUAUGGGUACUAAAGGAAACACUCAAGUCGUUUAUCCUUACCUUACCGAGUCAUACUCCUCUUCAAGUGAUCCACCAGAGAAGGAGAUUCCAGUCUGCACGCUGAAGAACUUCCCCAACGAAAUUCAACACACCAUUCAAUGGGCCCGUGAACAAUUCGAAACUUUCUUCGCCCAACCAGGAGAAAUGGCUAACAAGUUCCUGUCGGAUGAGAGAGCUUUCAAUGAUCACAUCAACAAGCUUAUCUCUGGGCAACAGAUUGAUAUUCUUCAGAAAGUGAAAGACGCUCUUAUCGAUGGACGCCCAAGUUCUGCCGAAGAAUGCAUUCAUUGGGCUCGUAAUCAGUUCCAGGAGCUGUAUCACAACGCAAUCGCUCAAAUGCUUCACUCGUUCCCACCAGAUCAACUUACUGAUUCUGGAGCCAAGUUCUGGUCAGGAGCCAAACGUUGCCCACAUGUUUUGAACUUCGAUCCAUCGAAGGAAGAACAUUUCAACUUUGUUUACGCAGCUUCUAUUCUCAGAGCGGAAAUGUAUGGUGUUAAGCCAAUUCUUGAUCGUGAAGAAGUCAUUCGCAUUGCAUUGUCCAUCAACCCUGAACCAUUUGAACCUCGUUCGGGUGUCAAGAUUGCUGUAACUGAUGCUGAGGCUAAGGAACAGAACGAGAGAGGAGGCUCUUCCGGACUUGGACUUGAUGAUGAUACGGCCAUCGAAUCAUUGAAGUUGAAACUUGCCACUUUGAACGUGCAAGCCACCAACAAGUUGAAUUGUCUCGAUUUCGAGAAGGAUGACGAUUCCAAUCAUCAUAUGGAAUUCAUUACUGCUGCAUCCAAUCUUCGUGCCGAAAAUUAUGACAUCUUGCCAGCCGAUCGCAUGAAAACCAAGCAGAUUGCUGGAAAAAUCAUCCCAGCCAUCGCAACAACUACUGCCGCAGUUGCUGGUCUCGUUUGUGUCGAACUUUAUAAGGUCGUUGACGCUAACGGAGUUCCAAAAACCCCAGUCGAGCGCUUCAAGAACACUUUCCUCAAUCUGUCGAUGCCAUUCUUCUCUUCCGCAGAGCCAAUUCUCGCUCCGAAGAAGAAGUACGUGGACAAAGAAUUUACUCUGUGGGAUAGAAUCGACAUUCAAGGACCGCUCACUUUGAAGGAAUUCAUUGACGAAGUUCAAAAACAGACUGGAGGCUGUGAGAUGUCGAUGUUGUCCGCUGGACAGUGCCUUCUUUUCUCGUUCUUUAUGAAUGGCGCUAAGAAAGAAGAGAGACUCAAGACUGAAGUGAAAGCUGUCUACGAAGAAUUGCUCAAGAAAAAACUUCACGAGUCGGUUCGCGCAAUUGUUCUGGAGCCAAUGAUGACUGACCCCAAUGAUGAAGACGUCGAAGUUCCGUAUAUCCGUUAUGCUUUCUAA
Messenger RNA from Caenorhabditis briggsae, 3345 nucleotides. It is a transcript of the gene Cbr-uba-1, whose product is annotated as Protein CBR-UBA-1. The coding region runs from base 1 to 3345 and encodes 1114 amino acids. Gene Ontology annotation, molecular function: SUMO activating enzyme activity. Gene Ontology annotation, cellular component: cytoplasm; SUMO activating enzyme complex. Gene Ontology annotation, biological process: protein sumoylation. The record is from RefSeq and is a predicted model, not a curated record. The transcript has 7 exons. NCBI's taxonomy places the organism in Eukaryota, Metazoa, Nematoda, Chromadorea, Rhabditida, Rhabditidae.